AUGGCUGCAAAAGACCAGGUUGAGAGUUGGACCGAGGAGAGUUGGGGCAGGGAGGCGAGAAACUCCUGCCCGGAAUGUAGAGAGGAGUCUGCAGACCGCAGCCUCAGGGUGAAUCGGGCCUUGGCGAGACUGUCUGAGAAAGCUCGAACACUGAGCCUGAAUCUCAAAGGGAAGAAAAGUAAACUUCACUGCGAGGAACAUCAGGAAGAACUGAAGCUGUUUUGUGAAACGGACAAGAAACUGAUCUGUUUGAUUUGCACAACUGCGGGGGAACACAAGUCUCACAGCUUAAUGCUGAUAGAUGAAGCAAUUGAAUUCUACAAGGAACAGGUGGAAUCUUCUUUCGAAUCUCUCACAGAAAAGGUAUCAGAGAUCGAGAAGCUGGAGCAGGAACAGAAAGAGAGCAUUUCUGGAGUUCAGGAAGAGUCACACAACCUUCAGUCACUGAUCACAUCCCAGUUUGAUGAACUGCACCAGAUUCUCACUGAGAAAGAGCAGUGCUUACUCGGAGAUGUUCGGGAAGAAGUGGCGAAGAUUGUAAAAACAAUGGAGAAAAAUCUUCAGGAGAUACAAGAGAAUUUAAAUUCCAUUCAGGAGGAACUCUCAAAGUUACAGGAACAGACAGACCACAAGGACGGCGUGUUAUUUCUGAAGGAGGAAGCUGGUCGCAAGAGCAGGGUUAGAGAUGAAACCAAAUCAAUAUCGGUGGUAUAUGGCCCGUUGCCCAUUGAAAACUAUGAUCGCACCUUUUUCUACAACAUGGCAUUGAGAGAAACAUCUGAUCUCAUCAAACGAGGUAAAACUGAUACCUUUCCCAUUGUUCUUUUUAAGACAUCUUUAUGCAAUAUUUAUAUGUGAAGAUUAAUGGUAUUAAUGGACUCUGGGGGAAGCAUCACAGAGACAGAGAGCGAAGUUUGUUUGCAGGUGAACAAAUCCUUGCUCCUGGGAGA
Molecule: messenger RNA, 950 nt
Organism: Amblyraja radiata (thorny skate)
Lineage: Eukaryota; Metazoa; Chordata; Chondrichthyes; Rajiformes; Rajidae
Product: nuclear factor 7, brain-like
Exons: 6
Coding region: 1-858 (285 amino acids)
Molecular function (GO): zinc ion binding
Source: RefSeq, a predicted model, not a curated record